AUGAAUCGUGUGCGUCUCCGGGACAUUGUAGGUUGGGCCAUCGCUAAGUCUGGAAGCAGCAGUGAAGUUGCUGUAAAUGCUAAAAUUUACGCUACCGUCCAAGCUGAUAUUGCUCACGCAAUGCCCUCGCAAGGAAGGCUGGAACGUGAAGUAUCUCCUUGA
Messenger RNA from Plasmopara halstedii, 162 nucleotides. RefSeq lists its product as uncharacterized. The transcript has 3 exons. The record is from RefSeq and is a predicted model, not a curated record. The coding region runs from base 1 to 162 and encodes 53 amino acids. Lineage: Eukaryota; Oomycota; Peronosporomycetes; Peronosporales; Peronosporaceae.